This is a messenger RNA of Aplosporella prunicola CBS 121167, 1932 nucleotides long. RefSeq lists its product as uncharacterized. The record is from RefSeq and is a predicted model, not a curated record. Gene Ontology annotation, cellular component: proteasome regulatory particle, base subcomplex. Gene Ontology annotation, molecular function: proteasome-activating activity; ATP hydrolysis activity; ATP binding. Gene Ontology annotation, biological process: proteasome-mediated ubiquitin-dependent protein catabolic process. The transcript is spliced from 4 exons. The coding region runs from base 199 to 1518 and encodes 439 amino acids. Lineage: Eukaryota; Fungi; Ascomycota; Dothideomycetes; Botryosphaeriales; Aplosporellaceae.
CGAUGCUUAGGUACGAAGCCGGCCGACCAGAGAGCUCCAGCUCAACUACGCAUCACUUCCAUACCUCCUCCGCUCACCUCCAUCCACCGCACCACGCCCUCACCCUCACACUCCUCGCCGCACGCCUUGCGCCCGCUUAACUUCGACUAAGAACCACCCGACCCUCCCGCGGCGAGCUCCACUUCGCCUCCGUUCACCAUGCCCAGCGCCACCGGCCAGAACUGGGAGAAGUACCAGAAGACCUACUCCGACGAAGAGAUAGAAGAGAAGAAGAUCACGCCCCUCUCCGAUGAGGACAUUCAAGUGCUCAAGACCUAUGGCGCCGCGCCCUACGCAGCAGAGCUCAAGAAGCUCGAGAAGGAGAUCAGGGACAAGCAGCAGAGCGUGAAUGAGAAGAUUGGCGUCAAGGAAUCCGACACUGGUCUCGCACCGCCGCACCUCUGGGAUAUUGCCGCCGACAGGCAGCGGAUGCAAGAGGAGCAGCCCCUGCAAGUCGCGCGUUGCACCAAGAUCAUACAAGAUGAGAAGGAUGCCGAUAAGAGCAAAUACGUCAUCAACGUCAAGCAGAUUGCCAAGUUCGUAGUCAACUUGGGCGAGAGGGUCAGUCAAACGGAUAUCGAGGAGGGAAUGCGGGUCGGUGUGGACCGAAACAAGUACCAGAUUAUGCUGCCGCUACCCCCGAAGAUCGACCCAUCGGUGACGAUGAUGACAGUGGAGGACAAGCCGGACGUCACGUAUGGAGACGUUGGUGGCUGCAAGGAACAGAUCGAGAAGCUCCGUGAAGUUGUUGAAAUGCCCUUGCUGUCUCCCGAACGCUUUGUCAACCUCGGUAUCGACCCGCCCAAGGGCGCGCUGCUCUACGGCCCCCCCGGUACCGGUAAGACGCUUUGCGCUCGUGCCGUCGCCAACAGGACGGACGCCACCUUCAUCCGUGUCAUUGGUUCCGAGCUGGUCCAGAAGUACGUCGGUGAGGGUGCCCGCAUGGUGCGAGAGCUUUUCGAGAUGGCGCGGACGAAGAAGGCCUGUAUCAUCUUCUUUGACGAAAUCGACGCGGUCGGAGGUGCACGUUUCGACGACGGCGCCGGUGGCGACAACGAAGUGCAGCGCACUAUGCUGGAGCUGAUCACGCAGCUGGACGGCUUCGACUCGCGCGGUAACAUCAAGGUCAUGUUCGCGACCAACCGGCCGUCGACACUGGAUCCCGCGCUGAUGCGGCCCGGCCGUAUCGACCGCAAGAUUGAGUUCUCGCUGCCCGACAUGGAGGGCCGCGCCAACAUCCUGCGCAUCCACGCCAAGAGCAUGAGCGUCGAACGCGACAUCCGUUGGGAGCUCAUCUCGCGCCUAUGCCCCAACAGCACGGGUGCCGAGCUGCGCAGCGUCGCCACCGAGGCGGGCAUGUUCGCCAUCCGCGCCCGGAGAAAGGUCGCCACCGAGAAGGACUUCCUCGCCGCUGUCGACAAGGUCAUCAAGGGCAACCUCAAGUUCAACUCCACCGCCACUUACAUGCAGUACAACUAAUCGCGCGGCUGCUGCGCUCCUCCAGCAUUUGGCUUGGGGGCUGGGGAUGGCGAUGGAGAGAGGUUGCUCUUUGCGUUUUACGGUUAUGGAUCUUCCUUUCUGUUGUGCUUCUGGGGAAUGCCGGCCCAUCGCUGGCUACACGUGACAUGGCGACGGCGGGCGUGUAUAGUAAGGAUUACAGGAGCUCUGAUAGAAGAGGCUCAAAGCAUUACGGAGCAUCGAUUAAAUCGAGUUGAGUCUAUGUCCGAAUUAUCAAGAAGAUUGACAACGGUGACGUAGUGUAUGUGUGAGGGUUAAUAAUUGUGUUGCCACGAAUAUGCCAAGGGGCGUAUAUUGUUGUAGUUUACAUAGUCUUGUGAGGCUACUUGUCUACCUACGAGUUCAUGCUCCACAUCCAACUAAGGAGUGACUGAG